Molecule: messenger RNA, 781 nt
Organism: Dichomitus squalens LYAD-421 SS1
Lineage: Eukaryota; Fungi; Basidiomycota; Agaricomycetes; Polyporales; Polyporaceae
Exons: 3
Coding region: 284-556 (90 amino acids)
Biological process (GO): transmembrane transport; nucleobase transport
Cellular component (GO): plasma membrane
Molecular function (GO): nucleobase transmembrane transporter activity
Source: RefSeq, a predicted model, not a curated record
CAUCUCGUGCUCAACGGGACGGUCGGCGCGCGGCUGCACGUCAGCUUCCCGGUGCUGAACCGUUCCUUGUUCGGAUUCAGGUUCAGCUACUUCUCUGUCGUCUCCCGCGUCGUGCUCUUCAUGUUCUGGUUCGGCAUUCAAACGUAUACUGGGUCCGAGUGCGUGUACCAGAUGCUGAAGGCCAUCUGGCCGUCCCUCGCGCACCUGCAUAACGGGUUGGCUCCUGGGGCGAACAUCACGACUGCUGGAUUCAUGUUGUACUGGCUGAUCCCAGUUCUUGUUGAUGCUCGUCUCCCCACAGAAGAGCCGCUGGCUGUUCAUGAUCAAGGCGUUCGUCGUUCCGCCCGCGUGGCUGGCCAUGCUCAUCUGGUCCUUCGUUAAGGUCCCGUCGAGCAAGGGCCUGUUCGAGCAGCAUAGUGCGCUGUCGGGCAGUGCAAUGUCGUACGCGUGGCUGAGCGCAUUGACCAGCGCGCCGGGCAUCUACUCGACCCUCGCUGUCAACAUCCCAGACUUCACCCGCUACGCGAAGAAUGAGCAAGCCCAGUGCGUCCAGUAGCUCAUCGUUCGCCUUCACGCUCGUCGGGUUUACCUGUAUCGCCGUCACUUCCGCGGACAUGUCGCUCUACAGCGGCGCGGUGCUCUGGGACCUGCUGCAGCUCAUCGAUCACCGGGACAACCGCAUUGCGGCAUCUUUGCUACCUUUUCGUUUGUACUCUCCGCCUUUGGCACGAACAUAUCUGCGAACUCGCUGUUAGCCGCGAACGACACGGCCACGCUCUUC